Trichophyton verrucosum HKI 0517 is the source of this 2772-nucleotide messenger RNA. Its product is annotated as K+ homeostasis protein Kha1, putative. NCBI's taxonomy places the organism in Eukaryota, Fungi, Ascomycota, Eurotiomycetes, Onygenales, Arthrodermataceae. The coding region runs from base 1 to 2772 and encodes 923 amino acids. The record is from RefSeq and is a predicted model, not a curated record. Gene Ontology annotation, molecular function: antiporter activity. Gene Ontology annotation, biological process: proton transmembrane transport. Gene Ontology annotation, cellular component: membrane. The transcript is spliced from 4 exons.
AUGACUUCGGUGACUGGCUCGUUGGUGGCCGCUGCAGCGGUGGCUUCACCUACCUCUACGCACCGGGCGUCGCCGCAGGGAGGCAUCUUCGACAAGGCGAAUCCGACUCACUAUGACUCCAAGAACCCGCUGGUUAUCUUCAUCAUUCAGGCUGGCCUGAUCAUCAUCUUCUGUCGACUGAUACAUAUCCCUCUCUCGCGGAUGCGCCAGCCACGAGUUAUCUCAGAAGUCCUAGGCGGCAUCCUGCUCGGCCCUUCAGUCAUGGGCCGCAUACCCGGGUUCCGCGAGACCAUCUUCCCCGAUGCCUCUAUCCCCAAUCUCAACCUGGUGGCGAAUCUAGGACUGGUGCUGUACCUGUUCAUGAUUGGCGUUGAGACGGAUCUCAGAUCGCUGAUAAGCAACUGGAGAGUGGCCGCCAGCGUCUCUGCGGCGGGAAUGUUGCUGCCGUUUGGCCUGGGUUGUGCAAUCGCAUACGGUUUGUACCAUGCGUUUCGGCAGGAGCCUGGCCUGGCGCCCAUCGGGUUUGGAACUUAUUUGCUAUUCAUCGGCAUUGCCAUGGCGAUUACGGCAUUCCCGGUGCUAUGCCGUAUACUGACUGAGCUGGAUCUUCUCAGCACCAGAGUCGGAGUCAUCGUGCUCUCUGCUGGCGUGGGCAACGAUGUAGUUGGCUGGAUCCUGCUGGCACUCUGUGUAGCCCUGGUCAACGCCAGCACGGGCCUGACAGCCCUAUGGGUGUUACUGACCUGCGUCGGUUUCACCUUGGUGCUUGUGUUUGCCGUCCGCCCCGUGUUUCUCUGGUACCUGAGACGCACCGGCAGUCUGCAUGACGGCCCCAACCAGUCGGUUGUUACUCUCACGCUGCUGUUAGUCCUUUCAGCCGCAUUUUUUACCCAGAUCAUCGGUGUCCAUGCCAUCUUUGGCGGUUUCAUGAUUGGUCUGAUAUGUCCUCAUGAUGGAGGGUUUGCUAUCAAGCUGACGGAGAAGAUUGAGGAUGUGAUUGGUGCUCUUUUCCUGCCGUUGUAUUUUGCUCUUUCGGGUUUGAAUACCAAUAUUGGACUGUUGGAUUCUGGAACAGUAUGGGGGUAUGUGUUUGGCGUUAUCUUCAUUGCUCUUAUUGCAAAAGUGACGGGUGGUAUGGUUGCGUCGAGAUUGAACGGACUGCUGUGGAGGGAGAGCUUGACCAUUGGUGUGCUUAUGAGUUGUAAGGGUCUGGUCGAGCUCAUCGUCCUGAACAUUGGACUCCAGGCCAAGAUCCUGAGCCCGAGGACGUUCACCAUCUUCGUAGUGAUGGCGCUGGUGACAACCUUUGUGACGACUCCAGUAGUGUCCUACCUGUACCCUCCCUCGUACCAGAUCAAGGUCGAGCGCUGGCGCCGCGGCGAGAUCGAUUGGGAAGGAAACGUUCUUGACUCCGAGCAUGACCCGUACAGCGGCGCAGACAGCAUUAGCCGACAAAAGUCACAGGGCGCGUCUGUCCGCAAGCUGAUGAUAUACCUAAGGCUAGACAGCCUGCCAAGUCUCUUCACCUUCGUAUCGUUGCUUGGAGCUGGAGACGGACGGGACCCAGUCGCCUCUCGAACCCAUCAUGCCCAUACCAAUACUAAUAAUAACGAUGGCGAGGAGGCAGAAGAAGAAGAAGAAGGAAGACGACCCGAGAGUGCGAGAAGAGCCAGCAGCAGGCCGAUCGAGGUUCAUGCAGUGCGCCUGGUCGAGCUGACUGAUCGAGACUCCAGUGUGAUGAAGGUGUCUGAGGUGCAGGACUCCAACUACAGCUUCAGUGACCCGAUCCUCAACGCCUUCCGCACCUUUGGCCAGCUGUACAAAGUGGCAGUUUCCGGGGGCGUGGUGAUAGCGCCCGAGCACGCCUAUGCGGAGACGCUGGUCAACAAGGCUCGCGACUGUGCCUCCGACCUGGUGCUGGUACCGUGGAGUGAGACGGGAGGCAUGAGCGAGAGACAGAUCCCGCUGCUUGACGACAAGAGCGAGAAGUUCUCUACCGGCCCCCACAGCUCGUUCAUCUUCAACAUCCUGAAGAACUCGAGGAGUAAUGUUGGUAUCUUUAUCAACAAGGGGUUCGGGGGUGCCGGACUAGCACGGCCCAAGCCAGGCGAGAUAUCACGAACGUUCAGCGGACACAACACGUAUCGAACGAAUGAUCUUGCCAUGAGUCCAUCUCCCGACAGCGGCCAUCACAUCUUCAUGCCUUAUUUUGGCGGUCCAGACGACCAGUUUGCGUUGCGGCUUGUUCUUCAACUGGCUAACAACUCAUCCAUCACUGCGACUAUUGCAUAUAUGAAUGUCAUCAACGAUGCGCCGACGCCGCAGCAACAACAGGAGAAGGACGCCGACGAGACUUUCUACCGGUCGAUCCGCGACUCUGUGCCCCCCGAGCUUCGUCCUCGCGUCGUGUUCCAGACGGUCGAUUGUGCAUCGUCGUCGUGCAACGCACUGCUGGCCACCACCCGUGAAACAGCCGCCCAGGACCUGGCCCGGAGCACCAGCAGCAGCAACGGCAACCUAGUCGUCGUCGGCCGCAACAGCUUGGCCAUGACCACGAAUAGUGCAUCAGCACCGGCCGCAGCAGCAGCAGCAGCAGCAACAGGUUCUCCCUCUGUGGCACCCCGGCCGUCUUCCUCCUCCGCUGCCUCUGCUUCGGCCUCCCCCGAGUUUGGCCAUGAGGCAAAGAAGGCGAUUGGCGUCCUGGGCGAGGCGAUGGCAGGGAAGGCCUACGGCAUCGACGCCAGCGUCCUCAUCGUCCAGGCCAGUCACUAA